Molecule: messenger RNA, 555 nt
Organism: Zophobas morio
Lineage: Eukaryota; Metazoa; Arthropoda; Insecta; Coleoptera; Tenebrionidae
Exons: 2
Coding region: 1-555 (184 amino acids)
Source: RefSeq, a predicted model, not a curated record
AUGGCAGAAAGGCUGAUAAAGACAAAGAAAACGACAGAAGGAGUAAGACACAAGAAAGGAAAAGCAGAAGAGAUUAAAGGCAGAUGUAAAGAAAAAUAUAUGGAAGGAAAAGCAAAGAGAAGAAAAAUAGAUGGGAAGUUAAUCAUUGGAAAGAAGCAAAAGAGUGCAGAAGAUCAGAACGAAAAUGUUAGACUGUGGCAGAGAUUGACGAUAAUAAGUGUGGAGAAGGAGAAAGACAAGAGAAUAGAAGGAAAAUACAAGAGGAGACAUUCAGAAAAGAGCAAGAUGAAUGGUGGAAAAGACAGAAUGGGAGAAAAACAAAAGAUGAAAGAGAUGAGAACAAAUACAGAGGAGAAACCAAUCAGCAGUCGAGAAAGGCAAAGGAAAAAGAAGCGAGGAGUAGGAGGAAGGAAAAAGGUGGAGGGCAUACAGAAUGAAAAAGACAGAAAGGAGAAAGAUGAAGGGCGAAAAAUGCAGAGGAGUAAGUACCGAAGAGCAGAAAUACAGAAGAUGAAAACGACAGAAGAGAAGAAAGAUAGAUGGGCAGAAAAUUAA